UUUUUUUCAAAUGGAAAUGUGAAAACUGUGACUUCGUUCGAGUGACGGCGACGAGUGCUCAGAAGUUUUAUGGGCAUAUUAAAUGCUAGUGGUGUGUGUUGUAUGCCCUCCAGGCAAAUACUUAGGUGAUUCCAGGACCAGCCUUUUCAAACUGACACGUCAGCUCACGCACUAUUAAAUCGGCGGGGCGAGUCGCUCGGGAGAAUCCUUGCUUCGAGGAUUGUGAGCGCAAUUCCGCGUUUUGUGAGCGGUGCGUGAGCUUUCUGAGGCGCGAGUUGACGCAACAAGUGGUUGAUUCUCGGGGCCAUCAGUCGUCUACUCUCGGGUAGAUCGUCAACUCGAAUGGAGGGGAAUCCCCGCAUCGCUCAAGAUUCCUCCGAGCUCUUGCGCUCGAUCUAAUUGAUCAUGUUUUUGAGAUGAAGUCGCUCAGAGAAAUGAGAGUCACUGGUAGGAACUUCUGGUUCAACUGCUUCCUGUCAUCCGAGCUUUUGAAUGGAUAAUACUUUGGUGAUAUCCCACUGAAACCGGUGUUUAGUGUUUUGUCAGUUGAGGAUCGAAUGAUGACCAUGUUCGGGACACUGGUGCAGAGGCUCACUUCGCCGGUGACGUCUCCGACUAGCUCUAGGAGACGUUUCAAGUCGCCGUCGAGGUGGGAAGUGCAGAGUGAUCCGGAGGACGAUGGUAAUACGACAGUUAGGAAGUCCAGGGCGAAACAUUUGCUCGAUAAGAGGAAGAGCAAGAGCCGGGGGAGGGGACUUAAUGCUGCCGAGUCGAGGCUGUGUCCUACGGCGCCUAUUGCUGGUAGCUGGUGCGAAAAUGGUUUCCCACUGAGAGGGACCAAGAGCCUGGGGAGACUCGAUGGAAUGAAAGAGGUUCAGAGGCUUGCGGAAUACGAGAGAUACUUGGGCCACGAAAGCCGUGAUUUAUCGUCGUCAAGUACAAACAUAACAAGUGGAGUACCGCGUGGACAGUUGGAGGGUGACCUUCACCGUAUCCAGGAUCUUUUUCCCAACGACAACUUGCGCCUACAUGAGAGAGACGUACUCACUACGAAACCGAAGAGUCUGGUGAGAAAGAGGAACGGGACGAAUGCAAACAGAUUGAGUCGAGCUUUAUCCCAAAAAAAUCUUCAGAACAUCGAAGCACAGUCUUCCGUCCCGAAGUCACCGCCCAGAAAAUUUCUGCUUGAAACUCCAGUGCAAUUUACGACAGGGAUGCAAUCGCAAGAUAGACAUCUAUUUCUAUUCUCUGAUCUCCUGCUCGUCGGAAAGUCUCGAAGUGGCGGGACAUUCAAGCUCAAGCAGACGGUUAAAAUGUCUGAGCUUUGGAUAACGGCGGGGCACAUCGAGGAUGUCGCGGAGACAAAUAAAUCCCAGGAAACGAGUUUUGUUCUCGGCUGGCCAACGACAAACGUUGUUGCCACAUUUAUGACGGCAGCGGCUAGAGAUCUCUGGUGGACCAAGCUCACCGAAAUCAUCCGGGGGGAGAGCAUCAAAGAGCCAGCGGAUACCAAUAUACAAGUGGUUUAUCACGACAGUGAUACCAACACCGAAUAUUGCAAAACAAUAAUGGUCAACUCUGAGAUGACGGCGUCAGCCUGCGUGAACCUGGCAACGCGUCUGCUGGACCUCCAAGGAGCCUUCCAACUCUGGGCCCGCACCUCCCUCGACGAGGCGCCCUACCCCCUCAUCGGCCAAGAGCGGCCGUUCGCCAUAAAGCUGUCGAACCUCCGUCACACCCUCUCCACAGAAGAGGGUUUCGACCUCGAGCACUGCAACAAGAGUAACCACGACACCUGUCAAUUCAUCCUCCGACCAGUGCUGAAGUCGCCCCUCAAGAAGAGCAAGUCCAAGAUCUCUGGGCUCCUCCGGAGGUCCCUCUCGCUCAACCCAAACAUCUUCGGCGUGAACCUCUCCCGUCUAGAAGAGAACGGCCUCCCAAAGCCGGUCUUAAUGAUGCUCCAGCAGCUGUUUGCCAAGGGGCCCUUCACCCAGGGCAUCUUCAGGAAGUCCGCCAACGUGAGGAUCGUCCGAGAGCUGCGUGACCAGAUAGAGUCGACAGGGGACUCGAGCUGCCUCGAAGACGCUCCAAUAAUAGCAGUGGCUUCUCUCCUAAAGGACUUCCUUCGAUCUCUUCCAGACCCUCUCCUGACGUCUCACCUGUUCCCCCUGUGGAUGGCAGCCCUGGACACCGCGAACUCAGUGCAGACCAUCAAAAGCAUUCUCGACAGACUCCCCAAGGCCAACUACAACCUUCUCUCCCACCUGAUCUGCGUCCUCCAUCACAUCGCGAGAAGGGCCAAGCACAAUCUCAUGUGCGCCAGCAAUCUCGGCGUCUGCUGUGGCCCCAGUCUCCUAUGGUCCUCGAGCCCAACUGUCAACCAGAGUCGAGCGAUUCCAGCCCUCACUGAGGUCCUCAUUCGAAAUUGCGAAGUGCUGUUUGGCGACGGAGUGACGCAACUCCUCGGGGAGGAGCGGAGCGACAGCGGCGCUGAGGAGAGCACAGACAGCCUUCAUUCGGGAGGGCUCUCCCUGGACAGCCUGGACUUGACAGAGCCACCUAGGAAGGACCACAUGUCCCUCUCCAGGGACUCCGGGCUGACCCUCUCAGACUGCCAGCUGUUCAUCCCCGAGUCGCCGGUGAGCUCUGAAGACCUCGCUGUGAGCGCCUCAACAUCUUUCGAUAAGUCGUCCAACGAGAAGGAGAAGGCGACCAUGAAGUCUUACGUGCGGGUCUACAGCGGUGGUUGGGACGAUCGUCUUCAUGCUUACUCCAGUCCACAGAGUGGCGAUCACUUUGAUGGGGACAAGCAGAACUACUCGACCUCCAAUCCCAAUUUUCAGAGACAAGACUGGCUGAGGGCGCAGCUCAAACGGACGUCGCGAAAUUCGAAGCUCGAGGAGGAGCACAGGAAGGAGGGGAGGUUCGAUGAUAAGGAUGUUUAUGGGAGGGACUACAGACAGGGGAUUUUGAAGGAUAACAUUGAGAGCUGCAAGGAGAUCGUCUUCAGACAGACCAAACACGUCAAGGACAAUGGCGAGAGCGAUUUCACCAAGAAGGAGAUGCUGCUGGAUUUCAAGAAGAGGGCGUCUGAACUUUACAGCACGAGGGGGUCACCAGUAUCUCAGAAUGAGUCGUACAAUUCUAAUGGGGAUCUUUAUGACUUUAAGAAGGUGAAGAACGAGAUUUAUAUCACUCUGAAUAAGGAGGGGAGGGCCGAGCGCUAUGAGCGCGACAACAUCUAUGGGAAUAGGGAGAAUGUUGGUGAGGGCUAUGAGAGGACGGAUAUUUAUAAUUUUAAGCAGGUGGAGACCAGUGACGCGGGGGAGGAUAGUGGGAGGACGUGGAUGCCGGACACGCCACCUCCGUUGCCACCGAGGUUGAAGCAUUUGCCGCCGGUUCAUAUGAGCCUGGAGGACAGGCACAGGAUCGCAGGGAGGUCCAAGUCCUUGCCACCACCACCUCCUUAUAGGCCGCCACCACAACCGAGGGCUCCUAUCACUACUAGGCAUCUGGGGUAUUCCCGGUCUGUUGUCGAUGAUGAGAGCUAUGUUUGAGGGGGUGGCGAGGGACUGUCCUUUGGGAGAGGACGUUCAUUCGUUUCCCCCGGCGGUCACUUUAUGAUUUUAAAAAAUCGAAAGGCCGCGGGAGACCCUCGUCAGGGCUAAAAUCUUUAUUCAGAUGUGAAAGAAUGAGAGAAAGAGAAUGAAAACCGGGGAAAAUGGCACUGGCGCCCCCUGGAUUCCACGGAACCGACGCAUGCGCACUGAUAAAAUAAUCAUUCGCUCAAUGAUCGGAUGGAUCUCGUGAAGAACUUGAUCAUCCUCUCUUACUAAAGAAUAUUUUUAUGAUAGAAAAUCACACUUUUAAUUUUUGUGACGGAGAAUAAGUUGGCGGAUUUUAUUAAAGAUAGUAUAAACGUAAUGUUUGGUGGACACUCCACUCUCAUCUUAUCACAGAUUAUUUUUCUAUUUGCAUUAUAUCAAGUGCGUUUACACCUAGUCUGAAUUACUGUUACUCGUUAUUUUUAGGUGAAAAUGAUCAACCGAAUGCCAGAUUGAUGUUGAUGUUAUUCAUACAGCUGUUGAUUUAUUCCAUGUGAGAUUGAAAUAAUCGGUUUGAUUAUUAUGUAUAUUUUGUUUCGGGUGCUUCCACAAGACUUGAAAUUCUUAUAGGUAUUUUUUAAGGUCAAUUUAGCUGAUAAUUAUUCUGUUGAAAGGAGAUAAAUGCUUCAGCGAAGACCAAACUUAUGAGGAUCGUUGAAUAUAUUUACGGAGAGAGCCAUCCGUGUGAAUGCAAUAGACAUUUUGCAGCUCAAAUUUCGUGUUAAAGAUGAUUUUUUUAUUUUAAUACUUUAGCCGGAACCGCUGAUGUAUGAGAUUCACUACUUUAUGCGUAACAUGACAUUAAUUUUUACCACAUUAUCACGGGGGUUUAUGGAAACAAUAAAUCCCUGUUUCUGAAAGAUAAAGUAAUAGAAAGAUAUUAUUCUUAUGCAAUGUAAAUAUUAUGAUCAUGAUAUUUUUUAUCAUUACUAUUUUUAUUAUGAACGUUUACAUGAAUAAAUGAAUUUAUGAUUA
Diachasma alloeum is the source of this 4580-nucleotide messenger RNA. Its product is annotated as rho GTPase-activating protein 20. Lineage: Eukaryota; Metazoa; Arthropoda; Insecta; Hymenoptera; Braconidae. The record is from RefSeq and is a predicted model, not a curated record. The coding region runs from base 558 to 3557 and encodes 999 amino acids. The transcript has 6 exons. Gene Ontology annotation, molecular function: GTPase activator activity. Gene Ontology annotation, biological process: signal transduction.